AUGCAUUCUGGGUUUGAAGAUCUCUUUAGUCACGGAAUCGACAGAUCAUAUCUAUGUUUACGUUGCUUCUCUCAUUCUACUGUGCAUAUCUAUCUAUCCAUCUAUCUAUGCCGGGCCGUUCAUAUUCUCUCUCUCUCUCUCUCUCUCUCUCUCUCUCUCUCUCUCUCUCUCUCUCUCUCUCUCUAUCCACAUCUAUCUAUAUAUGCCAGGCUGUUCAUAUUUCUCUCUCUCUCUCUCUCUCUAUGUCAGUCUGUUCAAAUCUAUCUAUCUAUCUAUCUAUCUAUCUAUCUAUCUAUCUAUCUGUCUGUCUAUUUCACUAGCUAUACAUGUCUGUUCAUAUCCUUCUCUCUCUUUAUCUAUCUAUCUAUCUAUCUAUCUAUCUAUCUAUCUAUCUAUCUAUCUAUACAUGUCUGUUCAUUAUCUAUCUAUGUCAGUAUGUUCAUCUAUAUCUAUGCUAGUCUAUCCAUUUCUAUCUUUCUAUCUAUGUACGCAUGUUAA
Molecule: messenger RNA, 498 nt
Organism: Acanthosepion pharaonis
Lineage: Eukaryota; Metazoa; Mollusca; Cephalopoda; Sepiida; Sepiidae
Source: the annotation of a GenBank genome assembly